Huiozyma naganishii CBS 8797 is the source of this 1137-nucleotide messenger RNA. It is a transcript of the gene SCJ1, whose product is annotated as Scj1p. Gene Ontology annotation, cellular component: cytoplasm. Gene Ontology annotation, biological process: protein refolding. Lineage: Eukaryota; Fungi; Ascomycota; Saccharomycetes; Saccharomycetales; Saccharomycetaceae. The coding region runs from base 1 to 1137 and encodes 378 amino acids. The record is from RefSeq and is a predicted model, not a curated record. The transcript has a single exon. Gene Ontology annotation, molecular function: Hsp70 protein binding.
AUGAGACUGUGCUGGUUUGUGAUCGGAUGGCUCUUUUGCCUCGCUGCAGCGCAGGAUUACUAUGCUAUAUUGGGUGUCGCGAAGGACGCAUCUGAGAAGGAUAUCAAGUCUGCGUACAGGCAGAUGUCGAAGAAAUGGCACCCUGAUAAGAAUGCCGGGGACGACGAGGCUCAUCACAAGUUUAUAGAGAUCGGUGAGGCAUACGAGGUUUUGAGUGACUCAGAAAAGAGGGCCACGUACGACCGGUUUGGUGCGGACGCGCUGAAGAACGGCGGUGGCGGUGGUGGUGGGCAUCCCGGUGGGUUCGGUGGCGGUGGGUUCCACGACCCGUUUGACCUGUUUAACCAGAUGUUUGGCGACAGCCACCCUGGCGGACAGAACGUGAGGAAAGGUUCCAAUCUCAUCGUGAAGGAUUCUGUCACUUUGAAUGGGUUCUACCACGGGUUCUACGCGAACCUCACUCUCGAUCUGAACGACGACUGUGAGCAUUGUCACGGGUCAGGUGCGGAGGACAACCAGUUUGCGACUUGCGAGACCUGUCAGGGCCGCGGUGUGAUAAUCCAGGUGAUCCAAAUGGGGUUCAUGACGCAACAGAUCCAACAGGUGUGUGGCGCAUGUCAAGGUAAGGGGAAGACAAUCAAGCACGUCUGCAAAAUUUGUCGUGGUGCAAGAGUCGUCAAGACGCCCAAGACUUUCGAAAUCUCUGUCCCAGCAGGUGCUCAGAGAAACUAUAAUGUGGUCAAGAGUGGGCAAGCGGAGAAGGUACCCGAUAUGCAAAGCGGUGACCUCGUCUUCGUAUUCGAGGAAAACUCCCACGAGAACUUAGGGUACCGCAGACGCGGUGACCACCUUUACAGAACGGAGGUACUGCAUUGGAAGGAGGCGCUACUCGGUGGGUGGGAAAGACGCAUUGCAUUCUUCGACGACCAGAAACAGGUGGUUGUCAAAAGAGAUAAGAACGUCGUCACUGCACCGGGCGAAAUAGAAAGGGUGCCCAACUUGGGUAUGCCCAAGUUGAACAGCAAGGGUAAGAGCACCAAUGCGUACGGUGACUUGUUCAUCGAGUACGUCAUCGUGAGCCCAAAGGAGUUCCCCAGCGGCAAGGGCUCACCAGAAAUUAUCAGAGAUGAGUUGUAA